UGCAUGCAUGCCAGGACCGCGAUGCGGUUGGCGGGCGAGAGAUGUUCCCCGACUGGAUGGACGGUAGAGUGGCGCUGCUACUAUUGGCUCUCUUGAUACUCAGUCCCGGUCACACUAAGGACCCCCACCACCACACGACGGAUAGUGAUGGCACCGAGCUACCGCUACAUUUCGAUGUUCCGUUGCCUCAAGAGUGUGCAGUGUCAGGUACGGGAGCCCGGAGGUAUAAUCAGGGCCUCUGCUCCAGGAAAUCUUGCAGAACUCCCGACGGUGUCUGCUCGCUGCCCUCUGAACAGUGCUGCUAUGAGGUGGGGGAAACUGCAGCCGUCGACUUCACCUGCUCCAAUUCCCGUUCCCCGGAGCGUGGUCACAUGAUAAUCACAUGCACGUGUCAACCCUGCGGUCAGUUGAAGGUGGAAGUAUCGGGAGAGGUUGUAUCGUCGCGGGGAAACGAACCUUUGGUCUUGGCGACCGUUGUCGCCGGGGGGGAGGUCGUGACCUUUACCAAUCAACGAGGAACGUUUUUGUUUGAGACACUCACUCCCAACAUCAACCCUGACCCUGACAUUUCACGAGGCCAGACAUCGAGAUUUGGAGCGGAACUUAACCAUCCACCCAUCUCUCCAGCAAAGAAUAAAGGUGGUCCUUGAGUACAUUGAGAUAAUCGACAGGCGAGAAAAGAUGGAGGCGGGGUUCGAUACUCCACUAGUUUCAAGUGACGUCAUUGAAAAUUAUGGUGUGAAUGGUUUCCUACAUUUUCCUCCAGGCGCUUUUAUAUCGUCGGAGACAGACGAAGCUUAUCGCGGGUCGGGCAGCGUCCUUAUCUCGCUCUAUUUCACUGAUAAGUGGCCGGCGUUUGCAACCG
Molecule: messenger RNA, 865 nt
Organism: Geodia barretti
Lineage: Eukaryota; Metazoa; Porifera; Demospongiae; Tetractinellida; Geodiidae
Source: the annotation of a GenBank genome assembly